Dracunculus medinensis (Guinea worm) is the source of this 1227-nucleotide messenger RNA. The record is from the annotation of a GenBank genome assembly. NCBI's taxonomy places the organism in Eukaryota, Metazoa, Nematoda, Chromadorea, Rhabditida, Dracunculidae.
AUGUUAUUCAAUAGGCGAUAUUGUAAUAAGUUGCUUAUUGAACGAGCAAAUGGAAUAAGCUUGCCAAUUAUCGCCAAUUUUUUGUGCAGCAACAGUGGAAAAGCAGUUCAACGAGAAGAAAUGGCCAGGACACCAAAAACUGUUGUAUUGUUACUUCAUCAUGGACAGCCUCGGACAUUAUUUUAUGCUCGCGAAUAUUUAACGAAAAGCACAAGCGAUUUUUUCAAAAUCCCUAAAUGGUUAGCUGCGACAUUGAUAAAUUCAACAUGGCGAUUUACAAGUAAAACUAGGCGAGCCGUUAUGAAUUAUAAAGAAGAUAAGGCAUUAAACGGUAUUAUAGAGAAAUAUUCAAUUUCAUUAGAAAAAUGCUUAAAUGAGGUAAUUCCCGAAUUCGGACCGAUUUCUUGCAAAUAUGCAUUUCUUUAUGAAAAUCCAAACGUUAAUGAUACAAUCACUAAACUUAUUAGAAAUGGAAUGGAUCGAAUUGUUUUUGUUCCUUUAUAUCCUAACUAUUCUUGUUUUCAAACGGGAUUUUUGCUUAAUGCAGCCGUCAAAACAAUUCGAAAUAUUACUGUCGCAUUGCCAGAAAGUGUCGAGACAAAUGAUUCACAUCGAAUAACUCCCAUGUCUGGUGUUUCAUUUGACUGCUCAGUGGUUGAUAGAUGGGGUACUCAUCCUGCCGCUAUCUGUUUCUGGCUGGAUCAUUUGAAUGGUAAAUCGAGAUUUUUUGACAGUGUAUUAUUCGUUGCUCCGCGAUUGUAUUUGUACAAUGCAAAAGAAUAUGAACGCGAAGUUUGGAGCAAUUGCCAACGAAUUAUGGAUCAUUUGGACAAUAAAGUAUGGUGUCUCGCAUGGUAUAGUGGAUGGGAUCAGUGGAUGGUUCCAUUCUCGGAAUCAAUUUCUUCACAAUUACAGUUCUUGCAAAAACACGGAAGAUUUCAUACUGUUGUUGUACCAAUAAAUACUAUAUUGCCGACUUUCGAUUCUGAAAGCAUUCUUCCUUAUCUCUUGCAAAAGAUGGAAGUAGACUUGGCGCAUCCAGUCGAUUUUUCUCUAACAUUUCUUCAUGCCUUUGCUGAAUUAAUUAAAAAUCAUUUGCUUGGACGACCCAGUUCAGCUCAGCUGUCAAUUUUUUGUAAAUAUUGUUUUGAUAAAAAUUGUGUUUCUACGCGAGAAAUUUUGACAAAUAGAUAUAGUAAAUCUAUGUUCCACACUAUUGCUCUGUAG